Messenger RNA from Dendronephthya gigantea, 1360 nucleotides. Its product is annotated as DCN1-like protein 3. The transcript has a single exon. Lineage: Eukaryota; Metazoa; Cnidaria; Anthozoa; Malacalcyonacea; Nephtheidae. Bases 151 to 945 code for a protein of 264 amino acids. The record is from RefSeq and is a predicted model, not a curated record. Gene Ontology annotation, molecular function: ubiquitin-like protein binding; cullin family protein binding; ubiquitin conjugating enzyme binding. Gene Ontology annotation, cellular component: ubiquitin ligase complex. Gene Ontology annotation, biological process: protein neddylation; positive regulation of ubiquitin-protein transferase activity.
UUCCGGAAGAUAAGAAUUAGAAAAUAUCCUGGCUUUGUUUUGUCAUGAAAAACGAUUAUUUCGCCACGAAAUUUACGUUGUAGCUUUGGGAAAUCUACGGUUUAUUAUAGAAAUUGUAUUCGUUUACUUUGUGAGUAAAUAGUAUAUAUUAUGGGGAAAUGUUUAUCAAUGUGUACGACGGCAGAGAAUGUAAAUACAACAUUAAAAUCGACAAGUAAUUAUGGCGAUGGGUCUCAAACAGAGGUAUAUGAACCUAGCCAAAUAAAAACACCACCGUCAGACUCAUUGAAAGUCGUAGAAAUACCUCGUUCUUACGUGACAAAGUCUGAUUACGACGAAACGAAGAUUGAAGCCAUGUUUCAGAAAUACAAAGAUGAAAGUGAGGACGCAAUUUUAGUAAAUGGAGUGGAACGAUUUUGUCAAGAUCUUCUUGUUCACCCGACAGAAUUUAUUGUUUUGGUGUUAGCUUGGCAAUUUAACGCCUCAAAAAUGUGCCGUUUUACUAGAGAAGAAUUCGUUGACGGGUGCAAAUUAUUGAAAGUCGAUAAUGUGAAUUCAAUUAAGAACAAAAUGGUCGAUAUUGAAAAAAGAGUUAGACUAAACAAUGAGGAUUUUCGCGAACUUUAUAAAUUUACGUUUGGAUUUGGCUUAGAUGUUGACGAGGGACAGCGAAGCCUGCCUGUAAACAUGGCUAUUCCACUAUGGAAGCUUGUUUUUGGUGAACAUGGCCCAGAAUAUAUGGAUAAGUGGUAUGACUAUAUUGAGGAAAAAGAGGUGAAGGUCAUACCCAGAGACACUUGGAAUAUGUUUCUUCAUAUGGCCGAAGCAAUAACACCUGACUUCAGCAAUUAUGAUGAGUCAGAAGCAUGGCCCAGUUUAUUUGAUGACUUUGUUGAAGCACAAAGACACAUGACUUCAAAUGGAAAUGCAGAGAUAACAAAAUAGAUCAUGAGAACUUAAUACAUCAAAUAUUAAAGAAUAAUUUAGUGAAGUGAGACACAAUAUUUUAUAUUAUUUUUAAACAUACAUUGCAGUUGGUCAUGUAUAUGAUGUGAUGGCAGAUAAUAGAGGCUCCAUAUAUCAUUAAAGCUUGACAAACUGUGAUGUAAUGAGAGUUAAUGUAACAAUGGGUCAAGAUAAUAUAAUGUCAUAAUGAAAAUGGUAAUAUCGACAAAGAUUAAAAAGUUGGCUUCCAUCCAGACUUGUUUUAUAAUCUGAUACAAAUGACAUGGCAGGAAGAUCAUUUAUUAAAACAAUUCAACAAGGAAAAUUGUAUCCUCACCAGCAGUGUAACUAGAACGAUAAUAUAAAUAUUUAUAUAUCCAGAUCUGCCCUACGGAUUUCUUUUGUAAUUGCACUA